This is a messenger RNA of Mirounga angustirostris (Northern elephant seal), 3076 nucleotides long. RefSeq names its product sosondowah ankyrin repeat domain family member D (gene SOWAHD). Bases 182 to 1789 code for a protein of 535 amino acids. Lineage: Eukaryota; Metazoa; Chordata; Mammalia; Carnivora; Phocidae. Gene Ontology annotation, molecular function: protein binding. The record is from RefSeq and is a predicted model, not a curated record. The transcript has a single exon.
CGCUUAAUGACUAAGCCACCCAGGCGCGAAUAUUUUCCCAGGUCCCCUGCAAGAGCUUCUGCCUGGAUCCUUGUCUCGGGUUCCUCUGCAGGAAUCGCGGGCAACUCCAGGAUCUGCGGGGAGGGUCAAGGCCAUACAAAGGGCAAGGCAGGGGAGCCCAGGUCCCAGGCCGCCUCGCCGAAUGCUAGGGGCGGGACAAAGGCUGCUCGGGGACAAAGUGCAGGAGAUAAGAGGGAAGGGCGAAGGAGGGGGGCGGGGAGCCAGCGCCCAGGAGCUCAAGGAUCGCGCUCCCGGAGGCCUUGGCUGCCGGCCGAGCUCAGCCCGCCGGGGAGGGGGCGCCCUAGAGCCUCUUCAUCCCGGCAGCUGCGGGGAUGGCGAGAAGCCGGCGGCUGGGGCGCUCGGGGCCCGCUCGCCCCCACCCCGCGCCAGCCCCACCGUCGCGCGCGGUGCGGGAGGCGGGGCUGCCCCGGCUCACCUGGCCGCUUGGGGCGGGGCCGCCCGCCACCCGGGGACGCGGAGGUGGCGGCGGUCCCCGCGGGGCGCUGGAGGGCCUGGUCCCCGGGCCCCGGCCCGGAGCUCCCACCCCUCCACGCCCGCCACCUCCCGCGCGGGGGCCCUCCCUCGGCUCGCCGCUCUCUCCCUCCCUCUCCCCUCCUUUGCUCCCUCCCUCCCAGAGCCCAGUUGCUCAAGCCGCUUCCUUCCCCAACGCCAGCGCCAGUUCCUCUCCCGGAGGGGCCCGGGAAGGGCAGCGAACGCUCGACACGGGAAGCGCCGCGCCGGCGGCGGCGGCGGCGGCGGCGGCGGCGGCAAGACCAUGGCCGAGCCCCGGGGGCCCGCGAGCCCGGGGCCCAAGGCCUCCCUCGCCGCCACCGCGCUGAGCCCGCGGAGCGCCCUGCAGCCCCGCCCCUGGGGAGCGGACGCCGGCACGCGGGGCAGGGACCGGGGCCACGCCGCCGCCUCCCGGGACCCCCUCCUGCACGGCUCGCCGAUGCUCUCGGGAGCAGGCUCGGGCCGCCGGCGGGGAGCGCUGCGGGAGCUGCUGGGGCUGCGCGGGGCGGCCCCCGCCGGCUGGCUGUCGGAGGAGCGCGCCGAGGAGCAGUGCCCGGCCGGGCCGAACGGGCCGAACGGGCCGAACGGGCCGGGCGGCGGCGGGCUGUGCCUGGAGCCCCGCGAGCACGCGUGGAUACUGGCGGCCGCCGAGGGCCGCCUGGAGGUGCUGUGGGAGCAGCUGGAAGCCGAGCCCGCCCUGUUGCUGCGCUGCGACCCGAUCACGGGCUACACGGUGCUCCACUGGUUGGCCAAGCACGGGUGCCACGAGGAGCUCAUCCUGGUGCACGACUUCGCCCAGCGCCGGGGGCUGCCGCUCGACGUGAGCGCCUCGGGCAGCGGCGGCCUCACGCCCCUCCACCUGGCCGCCCUGCAGGGCCACGACAUGGUCAUCAAGGUGCUGGUGGGCGCCCUGGGGGCUGACCCCUCGCGCCGCGACUACAGCGGCCACAGGGCCUGUCACUACCUGCGGCCCGACGCGCCCCAGAGCCUGCGGGAGCUGUCGGGGGCCGAGGACUGGGAGACGGCGGGCGGCGGCGAGCGGAUCAACGCCAACAAUAACAGCAGCAGCGCCGCCGCCCGGGCGCUGCGACGGACCCCGAGCUCGGCGGGCACGAGCUCCGUGGAGGCCCCGGCGAGGGCGGCGGCGUCGCCCGGCAAGGAGAAGAACUACGCGGGCAGCCGGGUGGCGCAAAUUCAGGGCCUCCUCCGCCAGAUGUUCCCCUUCUUCCAGGACCGUUGAGGGCGACAGGGACUGGAGAGCGCGGACGGAGCGCGACGCUGCGGUCGAGGCCUCGGUCUCGGGUGGGCUCGGGCCCCACCCGAAGGGGCGGCAGCUCCGGCCGCAGCCGAGUGCGCUGGGCCUGCAAGCGGCGGACCACCUCCAGGUUUGUCGCAGGUACCUGUCCCAGGUCACCUACGGCCACCGGCCAGGAGACCUGGGGACCGGGAAACCGUCACCGAGAGAGAGCGCAAAGACCAAAGCUGUCCUGGCGCAAAACUAGUCCCCAAAACUAGGGGACUAAGGAGUUAGGGGCAGGAGUGUGGUCCUGCUUGGGAGAGGGAAAGUAAGGCUUCCAGGAGCCAUUUCUGGGCAGGCAGAAGCUCCGCGUGUAUUGGGAAGCACUUGCUAGAAGAAUGAGUUAAGACUGGAACCCACUGAUACAGAGGAAGCGCCUAACUGAAGGCUAGACUCGGCUGUUCCUGCGGGCACUCACCCUCCCCCCGCCAACCUGCUCCUGAGACAUCCAGGCUUUACCGGUACUUUUUCUAAUGUAUCACCGAUGACUUCUUAAGCAUAUUAAAGCCGGGUAUGUUUUCCUUUCACAUGACAAAGCUGUCCUUUGAGUGACUUUUUUUUUUUUUCAUUAACCACUGAGUGCGGGAAGCUUCCUACAUUCGCGGGGAAGAGUUCACCAACCCCUGGCCAUGAGCUAGUGAUCCGGGAGGCUCUGGACCUUGUUCCCACAGCAAAUGGCCAAGCGGGGCGCUGGAAGGAGCUACACUCACCUUGGCUCUGAGUGGAGACACACAGUUUGCCUGUCUCCCGGACUCUUUUGGCAGCUAGGUCCCACUUCUGGCACAAGUCUCAUCCUAGAAGAGUUGUCUGUAGGGGGCAGAGGGGUGGUAAAAGGGGAAAAUCUCCAAAUGUACAUUUCUGAUGUUUUAUGGUGAGUCAUGUAAUUUACCUUGACUUCUGCCCUCCUGGGGGACACACCCAUCCACGCUUUUUCCAAGAUAGGGCUUUAAUCCUCGGCAUUGCUUUUUAAUUACAUCUAAUACAUAAGUUGUAGUUUGGAAACUGGCUCCCAUUCAGAAAUCGUAUGAAGCCAGUAGAAUACAGGAGGGUUGACUUUGAGAGGAGGGAAAGCAGUUGGUGGCUAGGGAUCCAUGCUGCCUUAGAGAACAGUGCAUUUUCUUUUUUCUUUUUUCUUUUUUAGAUUUUAUUUAUUUACUUGAGAGAGAGAAUGAGCGCACGCGCGCGCACGCGCGCGCAAGAGAGAGAGAGAGAGAGAGAGAGAGAGAGCAU